AUGGACGGGUUGAAAGCAGCCGGGGACGCAGAUCCCAUAUGCAUCGUCGGCAUGGCAUGUCGCCUCCCAGGGAACAUCAGGUCUCCUUCGGAUCUCUGGAACUUCUUGGCCGAGAAGAAAACAGCUCAGGGCCCAGUGCCGCAAGAGAGGUUCAACAUUGCGGCUUUUUACCAUCCAGAUGGCUCCCGUGCUGGUCUGAUGGAUGCAAAGGGUGGCUAUUUCUUGAAUGAAGACGUUCGCAUGUUUGAGAAUGGCUUUUUCGGCAUCAACGCUAUGGAAGCCACGUAUAUGGAUCCACAGCAACGUAAACUGCUUGAACUGGUGUUCGAAUGCUUUGAGGGUACCGGAUUGUCCAUGGAGGAUGUUUCCGGCAGCAACACUGGCGUGUAUGUUGGCAAUUUCACGGUCGACUAUCAGACGAUGCAGACCCGCGAUCCGGACUAUAUGCAUCGAUAUCACGCGACUGGCUCGGGCACGGCAAUCAUGUCAAACCGCAUCAGCCACGCAUUCAACCUUCAGGGGCCGAGUAUGACGAUCGACACCGCCUGUUCAUCUUCGAUCUACUGCUUGCACAGUGCCGUGUCCGCUAUCCGCAACGGAGAGUGUGCUGGCGCUAUUGUCGCAGGCGCCAAUUUGAUCACUAGCCCUGAACAGCACCUUGGGACAAUGAAGGGCGGCGUGCUUUCACCAACGUCUACCUGCCAUACGUUUGAUGCUUCGGCUGACGGAUACGGACGCGCAGAGGCGGUGAGCGCUGUUUAUCUGAAGCCCCUUUCGUCGGCCCUUCAAGACGGCAACAAGAUCUGGGCUGUUAUUCGUGGUACAUCGGUCAACGCCAGUGGUAAAACACAGGGUAUCACGCAACCCAGCGCAGAAUUGCAGGAGAAGGUCAUCCGGGGAGCCUAUUCCGCCGCCGGUCUCAACUUUGGUGAGACUGACUAUGUCGAGUGUCAUGGAACUGGGACCGCUGUGGGAGACCCUAUCGAAGUGGAAGCAUUGCAAGCGUGCUUCGGACCAAGACAAUCGCCCUUGAAGAUUGGAUCAGUAAAAUCCAAUCUUGGCCACAGCGAAGCAGCAAGUGGUCUGACCUCGCUAAUCAAAGUAGUCAUGGCCUUUGAGAAAGGCAAGAUUCCACCGACUUAUGGCGUCGAGAAGCUAAACCCAAAGUUGGACCUUCCCAAGGCAAACAUGAAUGUGGUUACAGACAUGGAGGAUUGGCCCCGUCAGAGGCGGCGGGCGAGCAUAAACAGUUUCGGCUACGGAGGAGCUAAUGCUCAUUUAGUUGUUGAGUCCUUCGACAGUUACCUAGAGAAUCCUCCCCAACCCCCGAUUUCAGUAUCGAACCGCUUGAGACAGUUUUUUGUUGUCCCUGUCUCUGCGGCAUCAAGCAUGUCAUUGGACAUGCGAGUUGAACAAGUGCAGCAGUCAAUACAACAUAUGGAUGCUGCUACUGUGAAGAGCCUGGCGUUCACUCUCGCACAGAAGAGGCCCACUCUAUGCAAGAGGAACUUGCUGUUUGCUCAGACUGAGAUGGACGGCAGUGCGAAGCUGGUUGAAACGGAAAAAGCAGAGUGUAUUGAUCCCCUGUCUAUGAACUUGCCUUUUGCCUUCAUCUUCACGGGUCAAGGUGCACAAUAUCCCCAGCUUGGCAGGGAGCUACUUGGAAGUAACAAAACUUUCCGACGCAACAUUCAAGCACUGGACACCAUACUGCAGAACCUCCCAUCCGCCACCAGGCCCACUUGGACGAUAGAGCAGACAAUCAGCGAUCCGUCCGAAACCAGCAAGAUCAAUCACGUCGACUGCAGCCAGCCGGUCUGUACCGCUAUCCAGAUUGCCCUUGUCAACUUACUGCAGAAUUGGGGCAUAGGCCCUUUGGCAGUUGUAGGCCAUUCGUCUGGGGAGAUUGCUGCCGCUUAUACUUCCAAUCUGCUAAACAGCAGUGAAGCUUUGCUCACGGCAUACUUUCGGGGAUUCGCGGUCCAAAGGCUCAUGACCCGGGGUACUAUGGUCGCUGCAGGCAUAGGGCCAGACGCAGCGAAAGAGCUCAUAAUUGAACUCGGACUUCAAGAGGAGCUUUGCUUAGCAUGCAUAAACUCGCCUUACAGUGUUACUUUCAGCGGCUCACAAGAAGGAGCAGAGCAUCUUCUACAGACUCUACAUGGGAGGAAGGUGUUCGCGCGAAAGCUCGCCACAGGUGGACGAGCUUACCACUCACACCUGGUCAAAGCCGCCGGACAGCUGUAUGAGGAAUUGCUCGAGCCAAUUCUCGAUAAAGGGCACGUUCCUGAGGCUUCGGCUGUAAAAAUGUACUCUUCGGUGGAGACCGGUCAUGGUCAGCAUGUGCUCAAUGCAAAGCAAUGCAGAAAAGCGCGGUAUUGGCGGGACAAUCUGGAAACGUCCGUCCAAUUCAGCGAAGCUAUGCGGGCGCUCCUCGAAGAUGGCAAGAAGUUUCACAUCAUUGAAAUUGGCCCUCACCCUGCUUUCAAGGGAGCUGUCCAACAGAUCCUCGCAGCUGCCAAGCUUGACGGGAGGCUUUUCCCCUACAGCGCAACAUUGGUCCGGAACCGAGACGCCGAGGUGGCCAUUAAAAGUUUAGCCGCCUCUCUCUACCUACACGGGUAUAAGCUGCAAUGGGAACAUGUCAACAGCCUCUCCCCCGACGACGGCCAGGUCAUCCUGCAUGAUCUAGCACCAUAUCCCUGGGACUAUUCGGCAGGUUUACAAUGGUAUGAACCACGCCCGAGCGUUGAGUUGCGAAAUCGCAAGUAUCGCCGCCACGAACUUCUAGGCUCGGCGCAACUGGCCAAUAACGGAAUCAAUUGGGCCUGGCGCAAUGUUCUGCGGCUGAAUGAGGCUCUGUGGCUAUCUGACCAUAAGAUCGAGCAUCAGGUCGUCUUCCCUGCAGUUGGCUACCUUGCCAUCGGCAUUGAGGCCAUCUCUCAGGUCUUUCAAGUUGAGGAAGACCAGAUUGACAAAUGGUUCGAGUUCCGCAACGUAACCUUUACCUCAGCUCUUGUAAUUCCGCAAGAUGUUGACGCUAGGACAAAGGAGGUGGAAAUCCACACUACAUUGUCAGCACGAAAGAUCUCGAAUACGAAUACCUCCGAGGACUGGUUUGAGUUUUCUAUUUCCUCUUGGAUUGAAUCCAAAGCUACUCUUCACUGUUCCGGCAGUAUUCGUCUAUGUGACACUGUACUUGGGAGAUUGACCAGAGUGGAAGAUGCUGAGGACUUCGACCACUGCACCUUGAGCAAAUGGUACGAGAAGCUCGCCGGCGGAGGGCUUUGCUUCGGGCCAUACUUCCAGUCGCUGGAUAGCCUACGGACAGACAGCAACCACCAACGUACAGAGGCGAUAUCCACUACUACACUGACGACGAAGGUGGGCAAGGCCACGGACACGGUGUACCCUGUCCAUCCUGUCAGCAUGGAUGCCUGUCUCCAAGCCGCAAUAAUGGGAAGCACUGCUGGCAAUCUAUACAAUCUCAAGGCAUUCAUGCCAGUCUUCAUUGCGGAAUGUAGGAUUCGGGGCCUGGCGAAGACCUGCAAUGAAGAGGCCACUAUCCACACCUGUUCAACAACGACCGGCUUUUCCACCAAAAAGGUUGACUGCACUCUACUGAACGCCACGGGGGAGCCUGUCGUCAUGAUGGAAGGUGUACGUCUAUCACUCUAUGCUGGCAAUUUGCAAACAGAAGAGACCAGCACGAGUCUACAUCUCCAGCGGAAUCCCACUCUCUGUGUCCGCUGGAAACCAGAUGUGCUGCGCGUACGUCCUGGCUCAUCGAAUCAGCUCAACAAGUACGUUGAUAACUUUUCGCCGCGUCACGAACCUAUCUCGGAUGAAAGCGAUGUUGCAACCGUGGUUGGGGCUCUGCUGGACCUCGUUGGUCACAACAAACCGAGGUUCCGUGCACUGCAGAUUGGGCCCAGAUGUCAAAGAACAACCAAGUAUUGGUUGUCCUUACUCGAUAACGAGACUGCCCUCCCACGCAUCCAGUCCUGGAAUACUGCUGAUCUGUCAAUCGAUGGCACUUUGACGAUCGACAAGUCUGAGUCUGGUCCGUUUGAUGCAUUGGUAAUCGGCGGCGUGGCUUCCGAAUCAGAGCGCAUCUGGAGUGAUUGCUCGGAACAAUUUGUUUCUCUCCUAGGAGGUCAGGGCAUCAUAAUCACUUCGAAGACGAAUGCUGGUCUAGCCAGCUUAGCCGCUGCAGGAUUCACUGUCGUCGAGACGAGAAGGCAGAUUGUCUUGGGGGUGAAGCAGGCGAGACUUGAUGCACCAGUAAAAGGAAGAGACUUCCUGAUUGUGCACAAGGACCCGUCACCGGCACUGGAGAACUUUGCAAAAUCUUUGUCAAGCCACUUGAAGAAAGCCGGAGCACCCAGUGUUUCUAUCGCACCGCUCGCUGACUUACGCGCGCUCCCGACAUCGCCCGACACCAUCUGUAUUUCAUUGCUCGAGGUAGAGCGCGAGCUCCUCGCCACGAUGACACCCGGGGAUAUGGACUUACUGCGCUCGCUCACUGAUUUUACCACGCACUUACUGUGGCUCACUGGCGCCAAUAUGUUGGGUGACAACCCCGAUCCGGACCUAACGCUUUCUAGCGGCAUAUCCCGAGCUUUGAUGAUGGAACAGCCCUCGCUGCGCUUUUCCACCUUGGAUCUCGGCUCUCUAGGAAACCUAGACUUGUUGGCCAGUCUCGACAAUGCUGUCAGAGCACUUGCUACCUAUGAGGACGUCAACGACAAGGAGUUCAUCCAAGUUGAUGACGUUCUUUAUACCAGUCGUUUUGCCCCUAAUGUCUCCGUCAACGACUUGUUUCGUCGGCGUAUGGGACACCAAGAUCCUGUUCAGAAGGGGGCGCUUUCCACUAGUGGACCAGCCCGUCUAGCGAUUGCCAGACCCGGAAUUACCGAUACUCUGCACUUUCAGCAGAUCCGAUCGGCUGCGACAACUCCCCCAGCUGGUUUCAUUGACGUGGAGGUGAAGGCAGUGAGCCUCAACGCUAAAGAUGUCUACAACAUCAGCGGCCACGUUGAGACACGAAGUGGCACAUCGGCGUUAGAGUUCUGUGGGGUCGUGACCGCUGUUGCCUUAGACGUGAGUGAAAUCUCCGUAGGUGAUCGCGUUGUCGUUAUGGCCCCCAACUACUUCAGUACCGUGGAGCGCGUACCUGCGUGGUCUGCACACAGAAUGCUGCCCGGAGAAGAUGAUACAGUCCUCUGCACGAUCCCUAUUGCGUACGCUACAGCCCUUUACGCUUUGCUGGAUAGGGGGCGGCUUCGAGCAGGCGAGUCAGUUCUAAUCCACGCGGGUGCAGGUGCAUUUGGUACCGCAGCUAUUGCAUUGGCUCAGCAUCUAGGUGCUACUGUAUACACAACAUGCAGUACUCAAGCCAAGCGUCGCUAUCUGACGGAUGAACUAGGUGUUCCUCCGUGGCGCAUAUUCAAUUCACGUAACGCUUCAUUCGCGGAAGGCAUCAGAACCGCUACUGGGGAUCGAGGAGUUGACUUGGUUAUCAACUCCCUCGUUGGGGACCUGUUGCAUGCGAGUUGGAACUGUCUAGCCAACUUCGGCCGCUUCGUUGAGAUUGGCAAGCGUGAACUCGUUGACAUAGGCAAGCUGCAAAUGGACACUUUCUUGCGAAACACGACCUUCACCGCUUUCGAUUUGAGUGAGCUCUUCUACCAUGAAGACCAAUACUACCGAGACAUAUGGAUUUCGAAAACAAAAGAGGCACUCGAGCUGUACCGAGCUGGAAGAAUCAAGCCUGGGCCUAUUACCACCUAUGAUGUCUCGGAGAUCACUCAAGCAUUCCGUGCAUUCUCUUCCCGGGAUAGGGUCGGCAAAAUAGUAGUUCUCUUUCCAGAGGAUGCCCACAGCCAGAUACCACUCGCACCAUCGAGAUACCUGACUUUACUAGACUCCGAGAAGAUCUACCUCCUCGUGGGGUGCCUAGGUGGCUUAGGUCGCAGUCUCAGCCGCUGGAUGUUACAGCAAGGGGCCAGAAAUUUCGCGUUUCUAGGGCGCUCUGGUGCCGACAAACCAAGUGCAAGAGCACUAGUGGAUUAUCUCAAAGGCAGUGGCGCCAAUGUCAUGGUUAUCAGCGGUGACGUGUCGAUCGUCGAUGAUGUUCAAGCUGUCAUUGAAGCUUGUCUGGCCACGGGCAGGUCCAUCGGUGGCGUCGUCCAAGCCGCUGUAGGACUUCGGGAAGGUCUUUUCAGCCGUAUGACCAAUGAAGCUUGGCAUGCCGCUGUCCAGCCGAAGUGGAAAGGAACUUGGAAUCUACAUAACGCCCUUGGUCACAUUGACGACGCACUUGAUUUCUUCCUCUUGACAUCGUCGGUUUCCGGUAGCAUUGCAACAGCUACCGAGAGUAACUACUGCGCGGCAAACGGGUUUCUCGACGCGUGGGCACGUUGGCGUCGCUUGCAGGGUAAAAAGGCGGUCUCAGUAGGGCUAGGCAUGAUUUCCGAGGUCGGCUACCUUCACGAAAACCCGGACAUCGAGGCCCUGCUACUACGCAAAGGUAUCCAGCCGCUCAACGAACAAGAGUUCUUGCAGGUCAUUGAUCUCGCUCUAAGCGGGGAAGACGGUGACUGCCAAGCCAAGAAGCCAGGUCCGGGUCGUGCGCACAUGCUCACCGGCUUGGAGUCGCAUGCACUUCGUGAGUUGGUGGAGAAAGGCUGGGACAUGACGAGCGGUCAUCUGAUUGACCCGCGAUGCGCCAUCAUAUCUGCCUCGUUGCUUGCCCAGAUGGGUCGAGGGUGCGACAGCAGCGCUACUGUUGGACUCGCCAAUGCACCAGACUGGCUCGCAGGGUAUUCGCCGACUGUGGUCAGUGCUCUUGCUUCGGAAUCCGGGUCUUCCACAUUGGUCGAUGCCAUCGCACAGCUUGCGCGAAGGCGCUUGUCCGCUUUGAUCUUGAUGCCGGUCAAUCAGGUCGACGAGACGCAAGCUUUCGCACAGUUCGGUGUGGAUAGUAUGACUGCUGCGGAAUUCCGUACUUGGAUAUGGAACACAUUCAAGGUUGACAUUCCGUUUCUCGACCUCCUAAGCAACCAAAAAACGCUUGCUAGUUUGGCUGGGGUGAUCAGCGAGAAGUUGAGGAAAGUGUAG
Molecule: messenger RNA, 7122 nt
Organism: Anthostomella pinea
Lineage: Eukaryota; Fungi; Ascomycota; Sordariomycetes; Xylariales; Xylariaceae
Source: the annotation of a GenBank genome assembly